This is a messenger RNA of Poeciliopsis prolifica (blackstripe livebearer), 4475 nucleotides long. RefSeq names its product suppressor of tumorigenicity 14 protein homolog. Gene Ontology annotation, molecular function: serine-type endopeptidase activity; protein binding. Gene Ontology annotation, biological process: acrosome reaction; proteolysis. Bases 1 to 2670 code for a protein of 889 amino acids. The transcript is spliced from 19 exons. The record is from RefSeq and is a predicted model, not a curated record. Lineage: Eukaryota; Metazoa; Chordata; Actinopteri; Cyprinodontiformes; Poeciliidae.
AUGUGGACUCUGCCCCAAAGCAAAACUUGUGAGGUGUACUGUGUCUCCGCACACGGACACUCUGGCUGUCCAGCUACACAGAGAGAUGAAGAGGUAAAGCAGUCCACCGGCUCACUUGACCCCUCCUUGCCAAAGUCUGUGGGUCCGGUGGGACAGAAGUCGGAGAUCCAGACAGCGUCACCGUGCUGUUCCCGAAGGAGGCUUGUGUUAGGCCUCCUACCGUUUUUACCUUUCACUGCUGCCGUCACACUGACUAUCACCUAUUUAACAUCUCCGUCUUGCUCGGUGUUCUUCCUGGGCAGCAGCGUAGAGUUCCCAAACCUGACCUUCUCGCUAGAGCUGACCGACCCCACCUCCCCUCAGUUCCGCCUGCAGGCUCAGGCUUUGGACCAUUAUUUCUCAAAACUCUACGACUCUACCCCGUGGAGGUCUUACUACCUGCGCUCAGGAAUUACUGCCUUCAGUGAAGGAGAGGAGGGGCUCGGUGUUUUCUACUGGAGUAAAUUUUCAGCCCCCCACAAUGUGGCCCUGGAAAUCCAGAACUCCAGCCCAGAGAGGCUGCAGCGGAGGCUCCCCGGCACCAACAAGGUGGUGCGGUACAGCCGCAACGAGCAGCACUACUACUUGGAGCAGGAGGACGACACGCUCCCUCUGCUGGACUUGGACUCUGACGAUUCUGAUUCAGAAGACAGAAUAGACAAAAUGAAAAACCCAAAUAGCAUCCAGGGAGGAAAAUGGCAGCUUGGGUUUCAAGCAAUAUCUUUUGAUCUCUACGCUAAAUAUGGGAACAACCGAACUCUGAGUCUUGUGAGUCCCAAGAAGCCAUACUACCAGUGGCGUCUGCGCGUGCCCUCGGGUCACGUUGUGCGUCUGGUUGUCCUGACGCUUCAGGGUGCCACGCCUGGAAGCUGCACAGCCCACAAACUCUCUGCCUAUGACUUCCUGCUUCCUUUGCAGAACAAGAUCAUCGCCAGAUGGUGCGGGCUGCCGGUUUCAGGCUCAUCUCCAGUCAUGAAGCUGACCUCCUCGGGGAAUGUGAUGUUAGUUACCUUCUCCUUCAGUAGGCAGAAAGAUGGAGCAAUCUUCAAAGCUUACUUUCAAGCCAUCCCAAAAGCAGGCUGUGGAGGCUCAAUUUCUUCAUGGAACGGCUCCAUUUCCUCACCUUACUACCCCUCCUUUUAUCCUCCUAACGUAGACUGCACAUGGACUCUACGGGUGCCUGUGCCAGGAUAUCUGAUUUCGAUGACAAUCGUGACUUUAGACAUUCAAGAUUCCUCGUCGUCUGAUAGCUGUGAGAAGGACUGGCUGGAUGUUGCAGGGGUUAAACUGUGUAAUCCCCUGUCAGAGAGCGGCAGAAAGAGAGUGUACUCCUCUCCUCUCUCCAUUCACUUCCACUCUGAUGAGUCUCUCACCAACAAGGGCUUCUUCUUGCUGUACCGAGCUUUCUCUCCAGAGGGCACUUGCCCUCGCCAGUUUCGCUGUGGAGAUGGACGCUGUAUCCCUCUGAGGAAGGUCUGCGACAGAGUGAAGGAUUGCUCAGAUGGACGGGAUGAAGCCAAAUGCUCAUCCUGCAGGCCCGGGGAAGUGCUGUGUGGGAACGGUCAGUGCAAACCUCAGAGCAGCCAGUGUGUUGGUCAGAGCAGCUGUGCAGAUAGCAGUGAGGAAGGCAGCUGUGGAGUUAAAUGCUACCACGUUUGUCCCAACAAGGUGUGUUUACCGAAGUCAUCUGUGUGUGAUGGUGUGAUCGACUGCAAAGACCGCAGUGAUGAACUGAACUGCACCAGAGCAUAUCUGAAGAGUUGCUCCGUGGCGUCCUAUAAAUGUGCCAACGGAAAAUGUGUCAGCAAAAUCAACCCUGAGUGUGACGGGGCUAAAGAUUGCUUCGACGGCUCUGACGAACUGCGCUGUGGGUGUGGCACCAGGCCUAAAAAGCGGACUAAGAUAGUGGGGGGGUCUGAUGCUGUGAUGGGGUCGUGGCCUUGGCAGGUCAGCCUACAGAUGGAGCGCUACGGCCACGUCUGUGGAGCCACGCUGGUUUCCAAUCGCUGGCUCAUCUCUGCAGCGCACUGUUUCCAAGACUCUGAUGCCAUUAAAUACUCUGAUGCUCGAGCUUGGCGGGCUUACCUCGGCAUGCGAGUGAUGACCCGGGGAAACCACGGCGGAGCGACCAGACUGAUCCGUCGGAUCCUCCUCCACCCCCAAUACGACCAGUUCACCUCUGACUACGACAUCGCCCUUCUUGAGCUCAGCGCUCCAGUUUUCUUUAAUGACUUAGUGCAGCCUGUGUGUGUCCCUGCCUCCUCGCACACCUUCACCACCGGGACGAACUGCUUUGUCACGGGAUGGGGCGUUCUCAUGGAGGACGGUGAACUGGCGUCUCGUUUACAAGAAGCUUCAGUGAAAAUUAUUAAUAGAAAAGUCUGUAACAAGCUAUACGAUGAUGCGGUUACUCCCAGGAUGCUGUGUGCAGGAAACCUGCAGGGAGGUGUGGACGCCUGCCAGGGGGAUUCAGGAGGUCCGCUGGUGUGUCUGGAGCGAGGAAGACGGUGGUUCUUGGCAGGGAUUGUCAGCUGGGGCGAAGGUUGUGCGAGGCAGAACCGCCCCGGCGUCUAUACCCAGGUGGUCAAAUUCACCGACUGGAUCCGCCAGCAGACCAAAGGUCAGGUCUGACAAAACAUGAGACUCUGACGAGGAAAUAACUUCAACAUACUGACGACACAUUUUUGUUCAGUCACUUUUUGGGAAUUUGUUCAGUGCUGCAAACCAAUCAGAAUCCUCACAAUCUGCAAGAAACAAAAUGCACAAACAUUUAUUGUAUACUUGAUUAGAUUGGCAAAUGAACUUAAAACCAGGUACCAUAAGCACAACAUCAAAAUGUUACAGCUAGUUUUUUUUUGUUUGUUUGAAUGGGGUUUUGUGGAGAGGCUAAAGUAGUCAGUAUCUUUCUUGCAGAUAAUUUUCUGAACAACCUGAGUUUGCAGAAACUUUACUGCAAAGUUGCAAAGGAGUUCCAAUUGUAUGUCUUUGUUUAGUUUGUAUGAAAAAAGAGUGCUAUAUCUGAAUAUGGAAGAAAUUUCUCACUACUCAACUUGUUUGUAAGAGUCCAUGUUGUCUCGUUUCUUAUUGAAACCUUACGCCUCGCUGGCGUUCUGAUCAGGAUAGAUAUUUUCCAGUGAAUACAAUCUACAUUGUUUCUGUCAAAAUCUCAUUGAAGCCUAUUUUCAUGAUCGUUGUCAAUUCUCAUCUUGUCAAUAUUCAAAAUAUGUUUUUUUUCCCCCCAAAUUAAAGGUCAUUUCUUGUAUUUAAUGUUAAAAAGUCGUCACCAUAUGUUCAUCUAUAGAUUCGUUUGGGUACUGUAAUGUCACUACAAUAACUAAUGUACUGUUUUCUUAUGUAUUUUUUGUUUGUGAUUUUACAGAAACUUGAAAAACUCUAACAGCUACAUUAACUUAAAAUCAAUUUCCUCCGUGUUAGCUUUGAUUGGAAAGAAAUUCAAAAUACAGUACUUCGUGGAAACAUUAUUUUAUUAUUUAUUUACAUGUCUUGAAAAUGAAUAUGUCGAUAAUUAUGAAACUUUGCUGCUGCAUUUGACCGUUUUUAUUCCAGCAGAAGACUGUGAUGACCUCCCCACAGAACCCCACAUGAAAUGUCUAAAUAGUCCCUAAAACUUUGAAUUUGUCGUGCGUUGUUACCGAUUACGCUGCUGGUCAAUUUUUAGCGAUGAUAAAGAAAAUAAUUUAAAGUUAUAUGCUAAAACAUAUGUAGCUCUCAAUCAUUUAACAGGGAGGUUGUGACAAAACCUCAAAUAUAUUGGAAUACAUGACUGUAAUAAAUAGUAACUUUAAAUGACUUUCCUACACAAUAGCCAAGAUGCUUCGUUUGCAUGUUUUUGUUGCUUAGUUUAUGUAACAUGAAGCUACUUUUGCCAUAUUUGUAAUCAAAUGCAUCUCCUACAAGCAAACACCUUGAGAUGGAAACAAAAAUUCCAGCAGAUGCUCGGCUCUUAUAUGGAAGAGAUUUAUCAUCACUAGGCUUGUUUGUAAUGCACAACUGUCUGUUUCUUUUUAAAACUUUUACACCUCACUGUCCCUCUGACACAGGUGAUGGUAUUUUGCACUUGUCACCUGAAAUAGUGUCUGCCCAGAGAGAGACCUCAGGGUAGACGUUUUCCAGUAUAAACACUACUCUCCAUUCCUUUUGAUUCUAUCAAAAUUAGAUUUUUUAUUACAAAUUGUUUAUUCACUCAUAUGUGGAAAAAGUCGUCUCCAUAUGUGUUUAAUCUACAUUUGUCUGCGUACUGUAAUAUUCCUGUGUACUGAUAACUUCCUGUACUGUAUAUUUGUUUGUGCAUUGUGUAUAUGUGUACCUGAGCCAUAGCUACAUGUUGACCAUACUCUGAAAAUGCAGGAGGAACUCGAUAAGAAGAGCAUGUCUGCCAUCCUGAACCUUAUUUUAUCUUUCAAAACAAUAAUUAG